This is a messenger RNA of Symbiodinium natans, 948 nucleotides long. Lineage: Eukaryota; Dinophyceae; Suessiales; Symbiodiniaceae. The record is from the annotation of a GenBank genome assembly.
AUGAUCGUUUCACAUGGUGAGGAGAAGAAUUCAGCAAGCAGCUGGACCAUCAGCGAUUUGUACCAGGCUCUGCAAGCCGAGCAGCGCACUUCUGCCAACUUGAGGUGUGAACUGCAGAAAGCCAAAGAAGAAAUUCAUCAUCUACGUGAUUGUGUACAUCGCCUUGAACGAAGCAACAGGUUUGUUCGAUGUGAUGGCAAGGACGAAGAGCAGGCAAGUGCCUCCACGGAGGAAGCAACAGCACGUGAGCAAGUUCCUCAGCACAGCACGCCGCCGUGCACCGAUGCGCAUUCGCAGCAUGCUGAUGGCAUCGAACUCCAGGGGCUCAAGCCAAACGGCGGCCAUGUGGAAGCUGAUGCAGUGCAGAGCCAAGAGGGCAUCACCGGCAAGUCCGAGAUGGACGGGCCGGGCACGGCUUCAAAAGGCUCUUAUGUAAGAGCUGCGGACAAGGUCUACUGGGUUAGCUAUGAAGAUCCGCUCCAGCUGAUUCGGCUGCCAAGCGCAGAGGCGGUGGGCCCUCGAUCUUCAAGGAGUCCGGAUGCAGAUGCUGCAAUGGGGGCCCAGGCUGUGCCGACCCUUUCCCGGCAGCCCAAAAGCGGAGAGGAGGUCUUGCUGCCAGGAACACCUGAACAUCUGCCGCGCGCCCUUCGACCAUCAAGUGCAGAGCGCAGCUGCUUCUCUGCCCGUGGCAAGUUGCAAGGCCAUGGCUUCGCUGUGAUGCAGGUACCGACACACCGCACCAUCGCUCAAAGGCAAGCGGUUGGCGGGGUCGGCGUGGUGCAUCGCCUCUUGGCUCCGCAGGUCUAUCCAACACAGUGGCAGACCCAAACCUUGCAGUCCCUUUACCCUUUUGAUCUGCUUAGCGGAGAGCGAGCUCAACACACUGCUUGCAUGCCAGACACAGUUUGCUCCAGCGGCAGAGAUCAGGUAGCCUUCAAAGCAGUGUGA